AUUAAUCGCUGUCAUAUUCUGAUGUUCCGCAAAGACAGCAUUUAUUUUUUAGAACCACGCGUAUUGAAAUCGACAUUGUUGUAUGGAAUACACUAGCACUUUUAAACAGGAUGACAUGAGAAAGAAAAAAUAUAUAUUCGUUUGGUGGCUGGGAUAAUUCUGAUGGACGCAUACCAUUGAUGCCGGCUUUUAAAUUGUCCCGGGUUUGGUAAAUGGUUGCCUGUCGUAGGAUGCUGCUGGGGCUCGCCUUUCAGUGCGCACGCGACAUUAUGUAACGGGAAUCGCAGUCGUUUUCAAACCUGCAUUUACUUGGAGCUGAUACUGAAUCUAUCAUCAUCCUUAACGUUUCUCUUCCAAAGCUGCUUCCUCUGUUCUAUUUGCUGAUGCCCACAGCUGCAGAUUGCCUGUAUGGGCGGAUCAUGAGGUGUUUGACUUUUUUCCUUCUGCUUCCAGAAAACUUGAAAAAGGCUAAAAAGAGUGGGAGACACUCCGGCAAGCUGCCAGUAUGUUAUGAGAUCGUGACUUUAGCCUUGGAGAAGAAAAUGGCCGCAGAACUAUACCCUGUCAGUACACAGACUAAUAUCCCGAAUAGCAACGGUAUUGUAGUGACGGCUGCCAGCAAGAAGAGCAUCGUCCAAGUCACCCAGACGAUAACCACUGUUACUGCCGCCACGACUCAACAGAAUAUCAAAAACAACAACGUCGAGACUACUAGCUGGCAGACUUCUCACCCAACACUGCGAGAGAGGAAUGCUUUAAUGUUUAACAACGAACUCAUGGCCGAUGUUCAUUUUAUUGUGGGUCCUCCAGGCGAAUCACAAAAAGUACCUGCCCACAAGUAUGUUUUGGCGGUUGGCAGUUCUGUUUUUGGUGCAAUGUUUUAUGGAGACCUUGCAGAGGGAGAGUCAGAAAUUCACAUCCCGGAUGUGGAGCCUGCUGCUUUUUUAAUUCUGCUAAAAUACAUGUACAGCGAUGAGAUAGAACUGGAAGCAGACACAGUGUUGGCCACUUUGUACGCCGCCAAGAAGUACAUUGUACCGGCCCUGGCAAAGGCGUGCGUUAACUUCCUGGAGACGAGCCUGGAGGCGAAGAACGCCUGCGUGCUGCUGUCCCAGAGCCGGUUGUUCGAGGAACCCGAGCUCACCCAGCGCUGCUGGGAGGUGAUCGACGCCCAGGCGGAGCUGGCCCUGCUGUCCGAGGGCUUCUGCGAGAUCGACCGGCCCACGCUCGAGAUCAUCCUGACGCGGGAGACCCUCAACAUCAAGGAGGCGGUGGUGUUCGAGGCCGUGCUCAGCUGGGCGGUGGCCGAGUGCAAGAGGAGGGGCCUGGCGCCCUCCUCCCGGAACAAGAGGAGCGUGCUGGGCAAGGCGCUCUACCUGGUCCGCGUCCCCUCCAUGACGCUGCAGGAGUUCGCCGACGGGGCGGCCCAGUCGGACAUCCUGACGCUGGAGGAGACGCACAAGAUCUUCCUGUGGUACACGGCGGCCAGCAAGCCGGAGCUGGGCUUCCCGCUGAGCCGGCGGAAGGGCCUGUCGCCGCAGCGCUGCCACCGCUUCCAGUCCUCGGCCUACCGCAGCAACCAGUGGCGGUACCGGGGCCGCUGCGACAGCAUCCAGUUCGCGGUGGACCGGCGCAUCUUCAUCGCCGGGCUGGGCCUGUACGGGUCGAGCGGCGGGAAGGCGGAAUACAGUGUCUGCAUCGAGCUCAAGCGGCAGGGGGCCGUCCUUGCGCAGAACCUGACCAAGUUCGUCUCGGACGGGUCCAGCAGCACCUUCUCGGUGUGGUUCGAGCACCCGGUCCAGGUGGAGCAGGACACUUUCUACACCGUCAGCGCCGUCCUGGACGGGAACGAGCUCAGCUACUUUGGGCAGGAGGGCAUGACGGAGGUGCAGUGCGGGAAGGUGACCUUUCAGUUCCAGUGCUCCUCGGACAGCACCAACGGGACCGGGGUGCAGGGGGGACAGAUCCCCGAACUGGUCUUCUACGCGUGAGAUUGCACGCGGGGCAUUUUGAGCGCACCCCCGUCACUGCUGUCAUGGAAACUUGG
Molecule: messenger RNA, 2047 nt
Organism: Anguilla rostrata (American eel)
Lineage: Eukaryota; Metazoa; Chordata; Actinopteri; Anguilliformes; Anguillidae
Product: BTB/POZ domain-containing protein 6-B-like
Exons: 4
Coding region: 384-1991 (535 amino acids)
Biological process (GO): neurogenesis
Cellular component (GO): cytosol
Molecular function (GO): protein binding
Source: RefSeq, a predicted model, not a curated record